AACAUGUUCAAUGUCAGUCUUAGGAUAUGCGCAGGAGUUGGUGGCUCAUUGUCAGUGCUGAAAUGUCAGAUACAGUCAAUUCCUUUCCUCUCCAAAGAACAGCAAUGUGAUUUAUCUGUGUGUGUGUGUGCGUGCGUGCGUGCGUGCAUGUGUGUGUGUUCAUGUGGCACUCCUUCAUCACUCUCCAACCAGUGUCACUGUGCCCUCUCCCCCUCACAGAGAAAGAAGAAGCUACACAUGAUAGGGUUGUUUUAACAGCACUCAGCAGUUAUAAGCACCAGCCAGUCAAAGAAUCACUUGGCUAACCUUGCUAGCGUGGUGACAUCAUCAGUGUGUGUGUAAGUGUGUGUGUGUGUGUGUGUGUGUGUGUGUGUUGGUGGGGGUGGGAGAUGGAGGUGGUACUUGCCAGCAGUCUCUUAUGGCUACCAUAGUAACGCGUGAGGAUAGAGUGUAGAGAGAGAGUCGGCUACAAGUCAGAUGCUACAACUCAAGCAGAACGCACAUAGCUCUUCAGGGGGGUCGAGAUGAGUGAGGAAGAAGAGCAGCUUCAGGCGAAGACCUCUGAGGAGGAAGAGGACGAGGAGGAAGAAGACGAGGAGUCGAAAAUAUGCCAGGUGUGUGGGGACCAGGCCAAUGGCUACCACUUCAAUGCCAUGACCUGCGAAGGCUGCAAGGGCUUCUUUAGACGGGCUAUGAAGAGGCCAGCGACCUUCUGCUGCCCUUUCCAGAAGAAUUGUGUCAUCACCAAGAGCAACCGGCGGCAGUGUCAGGCCUGUCGCCUGCAGAAGUGUCUCUCCAUUGGCAUGAGGAAGGAGAUGAUCAUGUCGGACCAGGCGGUGGAGGAGCGGCGCUGGAAUAUCAAGAGGAAGAGGCUGAUGGCCGAGCCCAUACUGCUGUCGCCCCAGCAGGAGAAGCUCAUUCAGGAACUGACCGCAGCUCAUGAGCAGACCUUCGACCGGACCUGCUCCCACUUCCACCAGUUCCGCCCCCUAGAUAGGUGUACAGCCUCAGUCAGCAACCAAACACAGCAGGGCUCUACGUCCUACUCAAUGCCAUUAGGAGGGAGUGACUGCGGCUUUAGCUCCGAAGGCCCAGGCUCCUCAUCCUCAUCUUCAUCUUCAAGCUCCGUGACGUGCGACGCUGGGCAGGCGCCAGACGAGAAGUGUAAGAAACCGGUCUUCACCUCGCUGUCGCACGUCAACGACCUCAGCACGUACAUGAUCCAGAACGUCAUCAACUACGCCAAGAUCAUAACCGCCUUCAGGGGUCUGACGAUGGAAGACCAGAUCUCGCUACUCAAAGGAGCCAUGUUUGAGAUGGUGCAGAUCCGCUUCAACAUGCUCUUCAAUAACAAGACCGGGAUCUGGGAGUGCGGCAGCCUCCACUACUGCAUGGAUGAUGCCUAUCGGGCGGGUUUCCAGCCCCACCUGCUGGACCCUCUGAUGAAGUUCCACUACACACUGCGGGGCCUUGAGCUGCAUGAUGUGGAGUACACACUAAUGCAGGCCAUCUCCCUCUUCUCCCCAGACCGCCCUGGGGUCACAAGCAGUGAUGUCAUCAGCUGUCACCAGGAGAACCUGGCCGUCACCCUGCUGGCGUACAUCGAGUCCAAGAGGACGGACAGUGAUAAACAUACUGCAACUGUCCCACAAGCAUCCAUGGAAGAAACAAAAGGGGAACAUUGCAACCUGCUGUUCCCCAAGAUCAUGGCGUGCCUGACGGAGAUGCGGACGAUGACUGAGGAGUACAGCAAGCAGGUGAUGCAGAUCCAGGACGUCCAGCCAGAGUUGUCACCGCUCAUCCUGGAGGUGGUCAGCCAAGACAGCUAACUAUGGCAACGGCUAGCCGCCUCAGACAGCUAGCUAAGAUAAAUGACAGCUGUUAUGAUGUAUGGAGGACACUGGAACUUUCUCUCUCACAUUCUCACAUACACACACACUGUACAAAUCUGAGAUGGAGAUUUUUUUUUUUUCUCGUUUGGAAUGGCCUGGCUGCCUCAUGUAGACAUUGAACCAAACCUCAACUGAACAUUGACAUUUUACCUCAACAAUUCUUUAAGUGUGUCCUUGCUCAGAGAUGAGGUGACACAAGUGCUUGACUCUGGAGCAAACAAUGGACAUGACACACACACACACACACACACACACACACACACACACACACACACACACACAAAUACCAAUCCAAUGCUGCUAUGGAAUUUAAAGGGAUCACAUAAAGUACUAUUGGAGGUUGUCAUCAACAUAAGUAAUAUUUUUGAAUAUGGAGGAUUAAGGCACUGGGAACAAAAAUGAAACAAAAACCUGAAGCCUCAUGACAUUCUGUAUACAUGUUCCUUACAGGUGUCCUUAAUAAUGAGACAAUCCAGACAUCAUGGGAUUGAAUUGAAUAAGCUCAAACCCUAUAUGCUAUGUAAGGGAUAAUGUAUUGUCCGCCGGUAAUUAUCAGAAAAUAAGUCCCAACAGGGAGAACAGA
Molecule: messenger RNA, 2475 nt
Organism: Alosa alosa (allis shad)
Lineage: Eukaryota; Metazoa; Chordata; Actinopteri; Clupeiformes; Clupeidae
Gene: nr1i2
Product: nuclear receptor subfamily 1, group I, member 2
Exons: 10
Coding region: 525-1829 (434 amino acids)
Biological process (GO): negative regulation of transcription by RNA polymerase II; cell differentiation; positive regulation of transcription by RNA polymerase II
Molecular function (GO): zinc ion binding; RNA polymerase II cis-regulatory region sequence-specific DNA binding; nuclear receptor activity
Source: RefSeq, a predicted model, not a curated record